AUGAAUAAACUUGCUACGAACGUGCGUGAAGGCUUCGUGAGUCCACGAGGCCUGGCCAAGCUCUGCCAAAUCCACUCACCUGAACUUUGGGACAGCUUCAACAAGAUGCGACUGCACCAACUCCAUCACCCAUUCCGGAGGCUCUUGGCCAAACUAAAACGAAUGAAAAGACUUUGUGGUCACACACUUGAACUGUUCUUUGUCGUCUGCCGGCAACUGCUCAAAUGGAUAGUCAAUUCCAAUAUCCGUUCUCCGCCAGUUAUCACCCGCUCGACUCCGCCCAUCCCAAUUGUCCUCGCGCACCAUCGUCAACUCUGUGUCGAGCGAUAUCCGGACUCGAGCAUCACCAGGAAGUUGGAAUGCUGUCCGGUUGUAGAAAGAACGCAUGACUGA
Molecule: messenger RNA, 393 nt
Organism: Mycena indigotica
Lineage: Eukaryota; Fungi; Basidiomycota; Agaricomycetes; Agaricales; Mycenaceae
Exons: 2
Coding region: 1-393 (130 amino acids)
Source: RefSeq, a predicted model, not a curated record